CGGUCCCAUGCUCAGAGCACCUCAUUGGCAACUGGUGGACGACCUACAGCAGUACUUCUCAAAUAGUGGGGCGGGUCCCUGGGGGGGGUGAGGUCCAAUGGAAUAUGGCACGGUGGACACAAGUGUACCACUGCUGUAAUGCUUGAAUGAUAACAAGCCUCCAGUCACUAGGUGGCAGCAACUCAUACAGUGGUUUGUACGUAUAGAAAUAUACAUGUUAUCAGGUUCUCAAUAGUGUUUCAAUUUGAAAUGAUGCGUGGACUGGUGAACUGGACCCUGUCCAGCUGAUGACUGCCGGGGUCAGUUCCAGCUUCAGUGGACUACGUGGUAGAACAUAAGAAGCUUUGCACAAAAGUUAAUGCACAAAACAGAAGUCAGGAGCAGCAGCCAGAAUCAGGUGAUGUCAUGUCUGCUCCGCCCUUCUCCUGUAAUUAGCCUCUUCUAUUACACCUGGGUUUUACCUUCACACUGAUUACCUGAUGUGCUCCACCUGUGCUGCCAUCUUGUGCAAACCCACACACUCUCAGUCUGUCGUGGUCGUGCUGGACUGUUGAGACUCUUUCUAAUGUCUGCUCCUAAAUCCUGUUGCCUGUGUUUCCUGUUGUCUGCUCACGGUGGAGUCUCCAUGUUCUCCACAUCCUAUCACCAACACCUGCUGCAUACAGACUCAAUCUCUUGUGUCUUUCUAGUUUGGCUUACAGCAAGAGCAGUGACAGGCUUCAGUUGACCCCCAUUUGACCCCUGAAGUGUACCAGUCCUGUUUUUGAUGAAGGAUCCAGUGAACUCCCAUCUAAACCCUCCAUCACUCCACGCAGCCACAGGAAUUCCCACUGCUGUUCUACUACUCCAGCACUUCAGUGCAGUCAGGGCCCAAGAGUGUUUGAUUCCAGUCGGUACUACUCCAGCAGCAUCCCUCCUCCGCUCCUCCCCCUCCUCCUCCUCCUUUUCCUCACACUCACGCUUCCCGCCCUCCCCCUCAGCCUCUCCGCCUCCCCUCGUCUUCCCCGGACUGCAGUGGAGGAAGGAAACCGCUGCACCGAAGAAGACGAGAAACAAGAAGAAAAAAAGAGAAAAGAUCUAGUCGCGAUGCCGUCAACCUCUGCUGCUGUGGAGGGAGGAGGGAACCAGCAAACCGGCAGCACACACACUCACUCCAACUCGGCAUGAACACCCGGCUCCUCUGUGCCAGAUUGCUGAUGGUCUGCUCUUCUAGGCUCUGACGGAUCAACUGUUUAGAAUUGCAGCAGUCCGGCGACUCCCGUCCAAUGGAAUCAGACAUCAUUACUUAAUCAUUAGUGUCGCAGCAGCUGAGUGGAUUUUCAGCUCCUAUAAACUGCUCUGAGUCUGAGGGGAACGGUUAACUCCAGCUUUUACCUGUCAUCCUGACUGGAGUCAAACCUCAGUAGGGUUGAAUUUAACAAAAAAAAAGAGUUUUUAUUGCCAAACAUCUCUGUGCCAAGAUGGAUGAAACUCACAACAGGACAACUUUGGUCAAAGGUGCCAAGGACAUCGCUAAAGAAGCCAAGAGGCACGCCGCCAAAAACUUCAACAAAGCCGUGGAUCGUGCCUCAGAUGAAUAUUCCACUCAACGCAGCUACAACCGUUUCCAGAACGAGGGCGAAGAAGAGAACUACGAUCAUUACAACCAACAAGACGGCUUGUACGCUGACAACGCAGCCAGCGAUGAAGAGGGGGCCUCCAGUGAUGCAACAGAAGGCCACGAUGACGAAGAUGAGAUCUACGAGGGGGAGUACCAAGGCGUCCCGGCCUACAGUGACGGGAAGCCCCAGGACGGACAGGUGGCUCUGGGCCAGCCGGUUUCUGACAGUCUCAAGGGCCGCAAAGAGCUGGAAAAUGAGCGUCAGGCCGAUGAAGAGGAGCUGGCCCAGCAGUAUGAGCUGAUCAUGCAGGAGUGCGGUCACGGGAGAUUCCAGUGGCAGCUGUUCUUCGUCCUCGGCCUGGCGCUCAUGUCGGACGGUGUGGAAGUGUUCGUCGUGGGCUUCGUCCUGCCCAGUGCUGAGACGGACAUGUGCGUCCCCAACUCUGGUGCAGGUUGGCUGGGUAGUAUUGUCUACCUGGGGAUGAUGUUCGGAGCCUUCUUCUGGGGCGGCCUAUCAGACAAGGUGGGCCGUAAACAGUGCCUGCUGAUCUCCAUGUCGGUUAACGGCUUCUUCGCCUUCCUUUCGUCCUUCGUUCAAGGCUACAGCACGUUCCUCUUCUGCCGCAUGGUCUCCGGCUUCGGGAUCGGUGGAGCAGUUCCAAUAGUCUUCUCAUAUUUUGCGGAGGUCUUGGCUCGGGAGAAGAGGGGAGAGCAUCUGAGCUGGCUCUGCAUGUUCUGGAUGAUCGGAGGAAUUUAUGCCUCAGCCAUGGCCUGGGCCAUCAUCCCACAUUAUGGCUGGAGUUUCAGCAUGGGCUCGGCCUACCAGUUCCACAGCUGGAGAGUGUUUGUGGUGGUGUGUGCGCUGCCCUGCGUCUCCGCCGUGGUUGCUCUGACGUUCAUGCCUGAGAGUCCGCGCUUCUACCUGGAGAAUGGGAAACACGACGAGGCCUGGAUGGUGCUCAAACAAAUCCACGACACCAACAUGCGCGCCCGUGGGGAACCAGAGAGAGUUUUCACGGUGAACAGGAUUAAAGUCCCCAAGCAGUUGGAUGAGCUGGUGGAGAUGCAGAAUGAGUCAGCCAACCCUGUGCUCAAGGUCCUCUACAAAAUCAAGGCUGAGCUCACAGGAAUCUGGUCGACUUUCAUGAAAUGCUUCAACUACCCAGUGAAGGAGAACACGAUGAAACUGGCUGCUGUCUGGUUCACUCUGUCUUUUGGGUACUAUGGGCUGUCUGUGUGGUUUCCUGAUGUCAUCAAACACCUUCAGGCCGAUGAGUACGCGUCCAGGGUGAAGAUUCACAACAACGAGCACAUCGAGGACUUUACCUUCAACUUCACGCUGGAAAACCAGAUCCACAAAAACUCUGUCUUCCUAAACGACAGGUUUAUCGGCAUGAAGUUCAAGGCAGUCACGUUCGUCAACACCUCCUUCAUAAACUGUUAUUUUGAAGACGUUUCCUCUGUGGGAUCCUUCUUUAGGAACUGCAUUUUUGUAGAUUCGUUUUUUUACAACACAGAUAUUGACGAUGCCAAACUGACAAACUCACGGGUGAACAACAGCUCCUUCCACCACAACAAGACAGGCUGUCAGAUGACGUACGAAGACGAUUACAGCGCCUACUGGGUUUACUUUGUCAACUUCCUGGGAACACUGGCCGUGCUGCCUGGAAACAUUGUCUCUGCGCUUCUAAUGGACAAGAUAGGACGCCUCAGCAUGUUAGGAGGCUCCAUGGUGCUGUCAGGCAUCAGCUGCUUCUUCCUGUGGUUUGGCACCAGUGAGUCCAUGAUGAUCUUCAUGCUCUGUCUCUACAACGGCCUCAGUAUUUCAGCCUGGAACUCCCUGGAUGUGGUCACCACUGAGCUGUACCCCACAGAUAGAAGGGGCACGGGCUUCGGCUUCUGUAAUGCCAUCUGUAAGCUGGCAGCCGUGUUGGGAAACCUGAUCUUUGGCUCUCUGGUCGGCAUCACGAAGGCUAUUCCCAUCCUGCUGGCGUCGUCCGUGCUGGUCUGCGGUGGCCUGGUGGGGCUGCGGCUGCCGGACACGCGGGCCAACGUGCUCAUGUGAACGUCUACCAAAAGCAGUAUUGUUGUUUACCAGGUGUCCACUCGUUUUGCUGAAUAAUGUGUUGUAUAAACUAGAGUAAUUCAAAUUUUAAGGGCAUUAUCACAGGCACAGGCUGAGAUCUUGCCUUGAACAUUUAGUGUUCAAUCAGGUGGGCUCUGUCCACAGUUUUACACAGACUGUUAUUCUGUCUUUUCUGAGUGAAUCACCUGGUAAAUUGGGGAAAAGUGCAGUCUAUUUUAAUUGAGAGCUGCGGAUAUAAAGAACUUGAGGGCGGUGUCAGUGGUCAGUCGAUGUGGAUUCUGUCAUGAAUCCAAUAAAAGAAGGUCAAUACUUGGUUACAGAACUCUGUAUAUCAGCAGCUCUGCAUAUCUAUUCACCACAGGCUGUUUCACGCAGGCAAAAAAACAAACUGCAUUGCGAUGCUGCAAAAGGCAUGAACAAGUUGACAUUAAUAUCCUUAGUUCAGUUCCACAUUUCAGGAGACAUGCUUAUUGAAAGGCAAUGAGCACUUAGAGCCUAGUAGAUGAUGUUUUGAAUCAGCUGCUUAGUUUUAUA
Messenger RNA from Cynoglossus semilaevis (tongue sole), 4220 nucleotides. RefSeq names its product synaptic vesicle glycoprotein 2C-like. The transcript has 15 exons. The coding region runs from base 1461 to 3665 and encodes 734 amino acids. Gene Ontology annotation, molecular function: transmembrane transporter activity. Gene Ontology annotation, biological process: transmembrane transport; chemical synaptic transmission. NCBI's taxonomy places the organism in Eukaryota, Metazoa, Chordata, Actinopteri, Pleuronectiformes, Cynoglossidae. Gene Ontology annotation, cellular component: synaptic vesicle membrane. The record is from RefSeq and is a predicted model, not a curated record.